This is a messenger RNA of Papaver somniferum (opium poppy), 1410 nucleotides long. RefSeq lists its product as uncharacterized. The coding region runs from base 1 to 1410 and encodes 469 amino acids. Lineage: Eukaryota; Viridiplantae; Streptophyta; Magnoliopsida; Ranunculales; Papaveraceae. The record is from RefSeq and is a predicted model, not a curated record. The transcript has a single exon.
AUGGAGUCAGUUUUCGUUAGAUAUAUGCGACGACGGAGAGAUGCGACAUACCCUAAACGGUACCACGAUGAUAGCCAUGGAGAUUACGCAAUCAUGUAUCAGGAAAUUUUGCAGGAGGCGCCCGAUUUGCACCAACCCGAACCGGUAGAGGUUUUGAGCAGAAGAACCAUUAACAGAUGUCGUGUGGAUGCAGAUGCCAAGAUGAUGCAGGACUACUUCAACCCCGGUUGCAGAUACGAACCUGAGAGGUUUAAGGGACGUCACGGUUUGCCCCUAGAACUUUUCUUUAAAAUAUUGCCUGAAAUUUGCGGUCGAGAUCGUGAUUUUUUACAGCGAAGAGAUGUUUGUAACAUCCCGGGUCACUCUCCUCAUAUGAAAAUGUUCGCCGUCAUGAAACACCUGGCAAAGGGGGUAGCUGCAGAUAGCCUUGACGAUUACACUCAGAUGGUUACGGCAACAAUAUACAUGUAUGUUAAAAAGUUUAUGGAUGCACUACUUUGGGUUUUUAACGACCGCUACAUGAGGCAACCAACAACCAAAGAUACUAAGAGGUUAUUGGCUCAGAACGAAGCUCGUGGUUUUCCUGGAAUGCUUGGAAGCCUCGGUUGCACCCAUUGGGAGUGGAGGUUAUGUCCUACUAAAGAAUCCGACCGACACGUGGGACACAUUAAGAAAUCAAAUCUUGUUUUACAGGAAGUGGCAUCAUACGAUAGAUGGUUCUGGCACUGUUAUUUUGGCGAGGCCGGGGCUAACAACGACUUGAAUGUGUUGGCGCAGUCGGGAUUAUUAGAUAGAGCGAAGGACGCGUUAGCCCCUACUUGCAAUUUCCGCAUCAACGGUCACGAGUACAAGCAUGGAUAUUAUUUAGUCGACGGCAUCUAUAAUGAAAUGUCGGGGGUGGUCCAUGGGUAUAAGAGACGCGAGACAAUGCCGACGAUCCAUAAGAAAUUUAAUGAAUACCACUCCGCAAAGAGGAAGGACGUGGAGCGUGCUUUUGGUGGUCUGAAGUCCAAAUGGGGUAUAAUUAGGAAUCCUUGUCACUAUUGGUCUCAUCGUGACGUACAAACAAUUAUGAGAGCGUGUUUAAUAAUGCAUAACAUGUGUGUGGAUUUUGAGUAUCAUGAUAUGGAAUGGGCGAGCUACGAUGGACGAGAAGAAACACCUCCAGUACAAGGUAACGUGAGAGAAGCGCAUGCGUAUUAUAAGAUCCAUGCCCGGUGGAGAUUCUUACAAGCAGAUAUAACCGAGCACAUUUGGCAUCGUCACGUGCUAGGAUUGCGAGACGGUGAAGUCGGACCCGCUGAGGUCCAGGAUGCCCUCCCUACUUUCGAUGAGGGUACUACCGAUGUGGAUGAAAAUGCAGAUGUUUACCCAACUAAUGAUGAUAACUUUUAUGAGAACGGAGAGUAG